Messenger RNA from Chinchilla lanigera (long-tailed chinchilla), 298 nucleotides. RefSeq names its product translation machinery associated 7 homolog (S. cerevisiae) (gene Tma7). The annotation marks the transcript as partial. Lineage: Eukaryota; Metazoa; Chordata; Mammalia; Rodentia; Chinchillidae. The record is from RefSeq and is a predicted model, not a curated record. The transcript has a single exon.
CCGAGGCUGUGUGGGCGCCAUGUCGGGCCGCAAGGGUGGCAAGAAGAAGCCCCUGAAGCAGCCCAAGAAGCAGGCCAAGGAGAUGGACGAGGAGGACAGAGCGUUCAAACAGAAGCAAAAGGAGGAGCAGAAGAAACUCGAGGAGCUGAAAACGAAGGCCGCGGGGAAGGGGCCCCUGGGUAAGUGCGCGCCCGGCAGGACGGCGGCCCCGCGGAGCUGGGGUCCGGGUGUGCGGAGGCCCAGGCAGCCUGGGGCGCUCCCUGUGCGGAAGCUGCAGAAAUUCGCCCCUCACAUUCUG